Gamsiella multidivaricata is the source of this 1207-nucleotide messenger RNA. RefSeq names its product mitochondrial carrier domain-containing protein. Gene Ontology annotation, molecular function: S-adenosyl-L-methionine transmembrane transporter activity. Gene Ontology annotation, cellular component: mitochondrial inner membrane. Lineage: Eukaryota; Fungi; Mortierellomycota; Mortierellomycetes; Mortierellales; Mortierellaceae. The record is from RefSeq and is a predicted model, not a curated record. The transcript is spliced from 2 exons. Gene Ontology annotation, biological process: transmembrane transport. Bases 33 to 1121 code for a protein of 362 amino acids.
CCUUCACUUUACUUUUCUCAAGCCCGGAUGUCAUGAAAACCACCACCGCCAAUAACGAUGUACCUGUCCGCAUUGACUGCAGGGAGGACCCCACCAGGGACCCCGGCACUCUCAACAAUCUCAUGGCGUCCAGUGUCGCCGCUCUGUGCUCCCGUCUCUGCACCCACCCCCUCGACACCCUCAAGACCCGCGUCCAGGUCUCGAAUGCCCACCUGCCCUUGCUUCCGACCUUCCUUAGCCUCCUCAGGAACGGAGGUCUUUACCGGGGACUGCCGAUUGCAUUGGCCCUGAGCGCCCCAGGAUUGUCCGUCUACCUGACAGCUUACGACCUCUCCAAAGACUCCAUCUCACGCCACUUCCCAUAUCUCAGCACAGACUCGGUUGUCAACCACAUGGCUAGCGCCGUCAUUGCAGAGGUAUCCUCAGGACUAUUCUGGACCCCAAUGGAGGUUCUAAAAUCGAAGCAGCAGGUCGAGAACGUGCCCACAUCCAUUUCUAAGGGUCCCAAUUCAAAACCAGGUACAUUUGCAUCAACAUCAGCAUUAUCGACGACAUCUGUGUCUGUAUCUCCUUUUUCGACAGCGGCCGUAACAAGUAUCCCACCAAAAGUACCAGCAGCCGCAUCUAAAAGACAAGCACCUGUUGGCACGAUGGAUCUGGCACGAAGGAUUUAUCGUCAAGAAGGGUUACUGGGCUUUUACCGCGGCUACUUCAUCACUCUCGGUGUCUUUGUACCAUACUCGAUGAUAUACUUUGCGACAUAUGAGCAACUCAAGGACAUGGCAUGGCGACGGCGACACACAGCUAUCCCUCUUAGCAUCGCAAAGCAGCACGAAGAGACACCGCCCUUUCCCACAAUUGUCGCGUGCGCAGCUGUCGCGGCCGGCAUCGCAGGAGGGGUAUCCAAUAUCGUCGAUGUAGUCAAGACGCGCUGGCAGAUAUCAGUGCUCGCCACAACCGAAGAGAACGCGUCCGCCGGGAGGAUCAUCAGGCAUAUGCUGCGUCAGGGUGGUUUUACCAGCUUCACACGGGGCAUGGGCGCACGCGUUCUAUGGAUGAUCCCGAGUGUAACGAUAUCAAUGUCGAUGUUCGAAUACCUCAAGGCAAACGGGUUUGUAUAAAUUGCAGACAAAAACAAUCACCACGCACAAUCUACUCGCUUAUACCUCAUGGACCUAGAUUCUACUCAUUCAUAUUCAUUUAUGCA